This is a messenger RNA of Annulohypoxylon truncatum, 2036 nucleotides long. RefSeq names its product MFS general substrate transporter. The transcript has 3 exons. Gene Ontology annotation, molecular function: transmembrane transporter activity. Gene Ontology annotation, biological process: transmembrane transport. The record is from RefSeq and is a predicted model, not a curated record. The coding region runs from base 79 to 1833 and encodes 584 amino acids. Lineage: Eukaryota; Fungi; Ascomycota; Sordariomycetes; Xylariales; Hypoxylaceae.
CAGACGACCCCAGCCCGUAUAGUCCAGUGAACGCCCUGAUUCGAAAUUUCCAAGGCGCUCAAAUUUGUUCGAGUGGUAAUGAAGAAUCUAGAGAUAGAUAAAGAGACGGGAGCACAUGGCUCGACCGCGGAAUCAGAUCCAGCUACUGGAGAAAGUCGAGUAGAAGACGACGAGAAACUGGAAAAGUCCGAAUCGAACUCCGACAGCAUUAACAACUCGGAAAUCGCCAGCGCCUACUCAUACCGGGAACGGCUCGAUGUCCCCGACCACGCCUCUUCGAGGGCCAUCUCGCGGAUCGUCUCCGAAGUACGCGAUGGGAUCGAAUCACGGCGGGAUCUCGACCUAGAGCCAGCACAACCGGAAGACAAAACGCCCAUCACAGACGACCCGAACAUUGUGAAUUGGAACGGACCGGACGACCCCGAGAAUCCUAGGAACUGGGCCUUUUCCAAGAAAUGGGGCGCCGUCUUCAUCGUGUCCAUUUUUACCUUCGUCUCGCCCGUCUGUUCGUCCAUGGUGGCCCCGGGCCUCAGGACCAUUGGCGCGGAGUUGGAUAUUCCUGAAGCCUUUAUGCAGAACAUCGUCCUAUCGAUCUUCGUCCUAGCCUACGCCCUAGGGCCCCUCGUCUGGGGCCCCCUCUCCGAGCUCUACGGCCGCGUGCCCGUCCUCCAGCUCUCCAACCUAGGGUUCCUAGGCUUCACACUCGGAUGCGGGUUCGCGCGGACCCGGGGCCAGCUAAUCGCCUUCCGGUUCCUGUCGGGGCUCGGCGGCUCCGCGUCCCUCGCCAUCGGCGGCGGCGUGCUGGGCGACCUGUUCGCCGCCGAGCAGCGCGGGCGCGCCAUGUCCAUGUACAGCCUGGCGCCGCUGCUCGGCCCCGCCGUCGGCCCCAUCGCCGGCGCCUUCAUCACGCAAUCCACGACCUGGCGCUGGGCGUUCUGGGCCACGGCCGCCGCCGACGCGGCGAUCCAGAUCGCCGGCCUCGUUUUCCUGCGCGAGACGUACGCCCCUGUGCUGCUGGACCGGAAGAGGAGCGUUAUAGCGCGGGAGAAAGGGGUCUCCGCUUCCACGCUGCGGACCCCGUUUGACGACGCAGGGAAGGGCGGGAGCGGGAGCAAGAGCAAGAGCGUAUGGAGCACGCUCGGCACAGCAAUGACGCGGCCCUUCCGGCUUCUCGCGACGCAGGUCAUCGUGCAGUGCAUAGCGCUGUACAUGAUGUACGUCUACGGACUAAUGUACCUAAUGCUCGCCUCCUUCCCCACACUCUUCACCUCCCCUCCUCCGGCGGGUUACGGAAUGAGCAUCGGCAUCGGCGGCCUAAACUACAUCUCCCUGGGCCUAGGCUUCUUCCUCGGCGCGCAGAUCUGCGCCCCGCUGCAGGACCGCGUGUACGCGCGCCUGAAGCGGCGCUACCACGGCCGCGGCCGGCCCGAGUACCGCGUGCCCAUGAUGGUCCCGGGCGCCGUCAUGAUCCCCGUGGGCCUGCUCGUCUACGGCUGGACCGCCGAGUACAAGACGCACUGGAUCGGGCCCAACGUCGGCGCCGUGAUCUUCGCCGCCGGCGCCAUCAUAUGCUUCCAGUGCCUGCAGGGUUUCCUCGUCGACUCGUACCUGCGGUACGCCGCGAGCGCCGUCGGCGCCGCGACCGUCCUGCGCUCGCUCGCCGGGUUCGGUUUUCCGCUUUUCGCCCCCUCGAUGUACGACCGCCUGGGCUACGGGUGGGGCAACACGCUGAUGGCCCUCUUGGGCGUCGUCAUAGGUUGGCCUGGCCCCUUUUUGUUAUGGAAGUACGGCGAGAGGCUCAGGAAGAGGAGUCCGUUUGCGGCAGGAGGCUAGUCUGGUUGUCUAAGAACGAGCUCUUGCCAAGAGCCAGUGGGGUAAUGAGAGUCGUUAAAGUAACUAAUGUUUACGGAUUUACGUGGAAAUGCAUUACAAGAGGCGUUAUUCAAUUUACGGGACAUAUUUCGGUAUGAUAUUCACCUACUAGAGGUAUUUGGACACACCAACAUCAUCCAUGGGUUCACAUUGCAUUGGUAACA